CGAGAAGCGCCGCGUCCGUGCCCGGCGCGUCUUGAGCGUUGUGGAUAUACUCUACUUGUGAUAGGUCGGCAAAAAGAUUCCGGUCGACAUGUCUGGAUGUUUUGCGGCCCCUUUAAAUAUAGUUCACAAAACCAAGCAUUCCGAACGAACGUUGCCGCCUAUUUCAACUAGGUCAGAGCGUACACGAAUCUUCUAUAGGGUUGUUGGUAGGGCAGCCAGAGCGAAUUUUGACGCUCUAGCCUCCUCUGGUCUGAAUCCAGGGUAAAGAUAGAAGUCUUGUCUAUUUUUGACGGACGCGGAGUCCAAGUCGCACAGUUCAAAUACAAAAUGAAUGUCAGAACAUUCGGUCAAUUUAUCCAUGUCGUUCAUAACUGGACUUUUAAGUGUAUUAACUUUGUCUGAAGGCUACAGCACAACAAAGUAGGACAUAACAACAAUAAACACAAUUAAACCGGACAAAAUAAAUAAAUAAAAUAACCAUGGCCGACUCACCCAUGGUAGAACCCCAAAAAUCAAGGAAAUAAUACAAAAUCAAAAGGAAGUCAACGUCCGACAGGCAAAGUAGUUUAUUGUUGUUUGUUGAUGAUCUCGCAAAUACAGCUGCCUCGCAGCGCUCCGCUUCUGAAAUGUUCCCGGUGGGGUUUGACGCUGCGAGGAGGACGGAACAAAACCUCGUCGGAGCCGGAACUCGCCGCAGAAGUGUAAUCUAGGCGGCGGCCGCGGUGAGAGCGAACACCCCCACUGAGAGGCCCUACAUUUCCUUAUAAAAUGGACAACUUCUCAGUGCAACAUCCAGAUUUGCUGGCUCUGUUCAUUGAAAGGAUAAUCGAAUGGAAAGCUUUUCUCCAAUGCCUGUGGGCAGGUGCCAAGUCCUGCUGUAAAAGGAAAUCAGCAUCUCCAUAAAGCUUGUCAGCAGACGGAAGCAUGAAGUGCUCUAAAAUCUCCUGGUAGAGGGCUGCAUUGACUCUCGACUUGAGAAAACACAGUGGACCAACACCAGCAGAUGACAUGGCACCCCAAAUCAUCACUGACUGUGGAAACUUCACACUGGACUUCAAGCAACUUGGAUUCUGCGCCUCUCCAUUCUUCCUCCAGAUUCUGGGACCUUGAUUUCCAAAUGAAAUGCAAAAUGUACUUUCAUCUGAAAAGAGGACUUUGGACCACUGAGCAAUAAUUAUUUGCAGUAAUUCGUGGAAAAGGAGCCCCGACCAAGUAUUGAGUGCAUAAAUGAACAUACUUUUCAGAAAGUCGACAUUUCUGUGUUAUAAAUUCUUUAUUCUAAUAUUUUGAGAUACUGGAUUUUUUAUUUCCAUGAGCUGUAAACCGUAAUCAUCAAGAUUAAAACAAAAAAAGGCUUGAAAUAUUUCACUUUGUGUGUAAUGAAUCUAGAAUAGGCCUAUGUGAAAGUUCCACUUUUUGAAUAAAAUUAUUAAUGUUAUUAUUUUGUCAACAUCCAAAUUGAAAAGUAUUUUUUUAUUAUUAAAAUGAAACUCGAAAAUACUCAGUAUAUUAAAUCAAGUCAUUUUUAUUUUUAUAGCGCCUUUCACAACACACAUCGUUUCAAAGCAGCUUUACAGCAGAUCAUACAUUAACAGAAAAUGAGGCUGUUGUAUCUAUAAUGUCUAUAUUAAAAAUAAAUAUAUUGUAUUAAAAUAAUUGAAGACUUUUGACAGUCCUGUUCUCGAAACUUCAUCAUGCAUCAUCGAAUUAACAAAUAAAAGAUGAACAUAGUUCAUAAUAUUGGAAUAGUUCAGCAAGAGGACAAUAAAAACAGGGGAUGCAACACAAUGUGCUGAGGGUUCCUCGUUGAUGGUUUUGAAGAUCCAGAGGCACUGACCCAGACUACAACAGCUCAGAGUAGCCCAGCAAUGUCACAUUGUUCCUGGACCUCAAAGAAACUGUUCAUAUCCCGUGCAAGUCAGUUCAAUAAAGGAAAGACACAAUCUGCUUUAAUGCUCCUCCUCUCAGUGAUGGCCGGUGAUGGAAGGCUCAGGAUGAUGAUAGUUUGAAGGCUCCACUCAAGUGCUGUUUUGAAGUCUCAAGCUCUUCAGUCAGAAGUCUGUUUGAAGCCUUUAUUAGAAGAGUUUUUGUAUGAUGCGAUACAGCAGUGAUUGGAAAACACGCAGAAGCAUUUCUUCAGAGAUCUUCCUGAAGUUCCAGUCAGUUGUGGGACGGCCAGGUUCCCGGCGAGGAUUAUGCGUCAUAUUUAUAACGAAGUUUUGCGCAGUAACAGGUCCAUUCAUGGUAGUGGAGCCCAUCAUGUUUGCGGAGGUUUCUUCAGGCAUUGGAGAAAAGCUUUCCAUUCGAUUAUCCUUUCAAUGAACAGAGCCAGCAGAUCUGGAUGUUGCACUGAGAAGUUGUCCAUUUUAUAAGGAAAUGUAGGGCCGCAGCGGGGUUUCGCUCUCACCGAGGCCGCUGCGCUUCUUCGGCGAGUUCUGGCUCCGACAAUGUUUUAUUCCGUCCUCCUCGCGGCGUCAAACCCCACCGGUAACAUUUCAGAAGCGGAGCGCUGCGUGGCAACUGUAUUUGCGAGAAGCUGGCCAUGGUUAUUUUUUUGUCCGGUUUAAUUGUGUUUAUUGUUGUUAUUGGCGGAAUACGAUGAGAGCGGGCCGCGGUGAGAGCUAUACACCGGGCGCUUCUGCGGCGCGUUCCGGCUCCGACGCGGCCGCCGGAGCUGAUCGCGGCCACUCUAGUCAAUGCUUCCGUGCUUUAAUGUCUCCCAGAUGCGGCUCUCUGCUGUUUCGCUAAUGGUGCGUUCAGACCAGAGGCGUCGAGAGCGUCAAAUAGACCGGAAGUCAUUCAUUUUCUAUGGCAGCCAGAGUCUCUCGGCGGCGAGAAGCGCCGCGUCCGUGCCCGGCGCGUCUUGAGCGUUGUGGAUAUACUCUACUUGUGAUAGGUCGGCAAAAAGAUUCCGGUCGACAUGUCUGGAUGUUUUGCGGCCCCUUUAAAUAUAGUUCACAAAACCAAGCAUUCCGAACGAACGUUGCCGCCUAUUUCAACUAGGUCAGAGCGUACACGAAUCUUCUAUAGGGUUGUUGGUAGGGCAGCCAGAGCGAAUUUUGACGCUCUAGCCUCCUCCGGUCUGAAUCCACGGUAAAGAUAGAAGUCUUGUCUAUUUUUGACGGACGCGGAGUCCAAGUCGCACAGUUCAAAUACAAAAUGAAUGUCAGAACAUUCGGUCAAUUUAUCCAUGUCGUUCAUAACUGGACUUUUAAGUGUAUUAACUUUGUCUGAAGGCUACAGCACAACAAAGUAGGACAUAACAACAAUAAACACAAUUAAACCGGACAAAAUAAAUAAAUAAAUAAAAUAACCAUGGCCAACUCACCCAUGGUUGGACCCCAAAAAUCAAGGAAAUAAUACAAAAUCAAAAGGAAGUCAACGUCCGACAGGCAAAGUAGUUUAUUGUUGUAUGUUGAUGAUCUCGCAAAUACAGCUGCCUCGCAGCGCUUCGCUUCUGAAAUGUUCCCGUUGGGGUUUGACGCCGCGAGGAGGACGGAACAAAACCGCAGAAGUGUAAUCUAGGCGGCGGCCGCAGUGAGAGCGAAAACCCGCUCUGUGCGGCCCUACAUUUCCUUAUAAAAUGGACAACUUCUCAGUGCAACAUCCAGAUCUGCUGGCUCUGUUCAUUGAAAGGAUAAUCGAAUGGAAAGCUUUUCUCCAGUGCCUGAAGAAACCUCCGCAAACAUGAUGGGCUCCAUUACCAUGAAUGGGCCUGUUACUGCGCAAAACUUCGUUAUAAAUAUGACGUAUAAUCCUCGCCGGGAACCUGACCGUCCCACAACUGACUGGAACUUCAGGAAGAUCUCUGAAGAAAUGCUUCUGCGUGCUUGUCAAUCACUGCUGUAUCGCAUCAUACAAAAACUCUUCUAAUAAUUGUGAGUCAGGGUUAGGUUGAGGAGGGUCUUGAAGCAGAUAAGGAUCACAUGUAGUAUUGGAUAAUGCAGUGAGAGAUGACUGAAAUACUAUUUUUCCUUUAAUGUAUAUACACUUUAAAAAAUUCUGGGUUAUUUUUUAUACCCAUUCGCUGGGUUAAGUAUUUUAACCUAUUUUGCUGGGUUAUAUUAUCGGUAAUGGCUCAUAUUGACCCAGCGUUUGGGUUCCUUGGGUGACACAAAGUGCACUUGGAAUAUUUGACCCAGCGCUUGGGUUAUCUCCUCAUCUCCUCGCGCUGUUCGAAGCCAAAACGUAACGGUCGAAAGGAGGACGACGUUGGACAGUAUAUGAGUAAUGCAAUGGACAUUUUUGUGAAACAAAAACUCACCAACUGGAAUCUUGAGUGCCUCAUUGAAAAAUUUGCAGAUGAGCAGAUAGAUGAUGACAGUUUCUUUUUAUUGGAUGAGAACACAAUUGCAGCACUCAUCCCAAAAAUUGGCCUCCGACUAAAAUUUUUAAAACAUUUCCAAGAGCUAAAAUUAAACAGUAUCCCACCACAGCACAGCACUGCAUAUGAAAAUGCGCAGGCCACCAUUGCAUCUGAAAUUGCACAGCCCAACACUGCAUCGGAAAAUACACAGCCAACAUUUGUUCUUAAUCUUUUUCCAGAUGACACGUUUGAUAUCCGUGCAAUACUGAUGGAAGCACCACAUGGACCCUCCAUUGUGGAGAGUCUAGAGAGUAAUAAAAUUACCACCAAGCAAAGGCGUGCAAUGGUGCGAAUUACUGUUUCUUAUCUUUUUGAGAAAUAUGGCGAAACACCAUCAACAGAGACCAAAAAGGCAAUGGCCAUGUCUCUAGUAGAGACAUUUCCCUGUCUCCGUGACCCUGAAGGAAAUGGCUUUGAGGCCUGGUUCAGCCAGGGGCGAAAACACAGGCCUUCCACAGGAUUUCUUGAGGAACGCCUUCGCAAUAUAAGAAAGAGGAUGCGGAGAUUAAGAACUCAGCCCUCCGUAGUGCCUGUCUGUGAGGAGAGGUUGACUUUCAUUCCUACAUCAACUUUGUCUUCUGAGAGAGCAAUUCAGUUAAAAGAAUGGCUAAAAAACAAUACCAGACCACAGGACCAGGUUGAGCAGUAUAUGAAAGCAACUGCUCUUUUUAGGGCUCACUGGAUUCGCCAGAACAGCUCCAAACCAAUAUCUGAGAUUUUAUCAGAGUUCCCUCGUCUAAUGGAUACCCCAGGCAUGAUAUCUCAAGACUUUAGUGUACUUCACCCUGAUGCUGCUGACAAAUUGUGCUCAUCCUGGUUGCCUGACUUUGCUGACAAGAUCCUGGCCUUUGCUAAAAGAGAUGGACGACAAAUGGAUUUACUGAAUUUAGACAACAUGUCUGCAGAUACCAAAGGCACCAUGGCACUGAAAAUUUUACCUCAGAUCAUUCCACCAUCAGUGUACAAGAUUGGCAACAAAACCUUCCGGCCAACUAUUGAGGAAGCCAGAACCUCUUUCAUUGAUGUACAACCAUCUGGAACCAACAUGGUGCAGUACCUACUAAAACAGAGGGAGGAGAAGCCCUUCCCAUUUGUCUUAGAACUUGGAGUUGGUGGACAGUUUUUUGUGGUGGUGAAUGGGGAAGCCCUAGAAGAGCAGACUCUCCUCAAGGCAGUAGAUGUUUGUUUUAAGUCCUUUUUUUGCUUUGACACCCACUUUCCAAAACAGUGUGCCCUUGCCUGGGAGUUUUUGGAGCAGGUAGUUUAUGAGAUGCCUGGUUCCGAAAAUUCAACAAUUCGCUUUUUGCGUGCCUCUAUUUAUGCUGCUGAGGACUAAAUUGUUUAUUAAACUAACUAAUGCAGGUAUUUUGUAUCCAUGUAUGUAUCUAUUUUUAUUUAUUUAUUUAUUUGGUGUAUUGUGAAUUGAUUUGCUACAGUUUAGUAAUUAAUGUACAUUCUUAAUAAUUAAAGCACUGCCUUGUUCUGAAAAUGUAAUUAAACAUUGUUUGAAUUAUUUGAUGCUGGACUAAAUAAAUUAAAUGUUAAAUACAAAUAUUGAUAGUAUUUAUUUAACUUGAUAUUCUGUAAAAUAACUAUUUGCUAUUAUUUUGUCAUCCAAAAGUUUUUUAAUAGUUUUUUAAUUUUCUGCCUGGUUCAGAAUAAAAUGAUCAUUUUUGCUGGCCAUUUAUUAAUUAAAUAAAAUCAUUUCAUAUUGUACAUGUA
Myxocyprinus asiaticus (Chinese sucker) is the source of this 6088-nucleotide messenger RNA. RefSeq lists its product as uncharacterized. The transcript is spliced from 11 exons. NCBI's taxonomy places the organism in Eukaryota, Metazoa, Chordata, Actinopteri, Cypriniformes, Catostomidae. The record is from RefSeq and is a predicted model, not a curated record. The coding region runs from base 4224 to 5702 and encodes 492 amino acids.